CAGAGAGCUCAUCAACAAUCUCAUCACCUUCAGCUUUACUUGCAUUCUUUCACAUUCUCGAUCUCAGAAGAAACACCUACUUUUUUUUCACAAUGGUUGUAGUCCUGGCAGCGGUAUCAGUCGCCAUCAAUGGCACGAGUUCCCAAGGUCAAGGAAGCAGUGCGUCAGGGUCUUCAACAGCCGUGAAGUCCGAAUCUUCACCAACUCCCGCGCCAUCGCCGGCACCACCGACAACAUCGUCAUCCUAAAGCUGGGCAACUCGAAUCAAGUAGCUCAUAGAGGCGCUAGCAAGACCUUUUACUUUUGCCCAACAUAUAUGAACAGCAACGACUGGAAGCUGGAAAUAUCUAUCGACCAACAUAGGUACUGCUUAGGCAUAUGAGAGGGGUGGCCAUUGCAUUAGAACUUGACAACGGACACAAAAAGGACAGGACGGCCCUAGAG
Xylaria bambusicola is the source of this 444-nucleotide messenger RNA. RefSeq lists its product as uncharacterized. The transcript has 2 exons. NCBI's taxonomy places the organism in Eukaryota, Fungi, Ascomycota, Sordariomycetes, Xylariales, Xylariaceae. The record is from RefSeq and is a predicted model, not a curated record. The coding region runs from base 93 to 248 and encodes 51 amino acids.